GUUUCGUAAAACAGCUAUGCGUAGCAUUGUUGCAACGAUGAUGACAGUUUUAGUUUACAUCAUGGUGAUCUUGUAAGAACUGUCAACGUCAAUCAAUCGGAAGGAAUGUCUCAUAAGGGAGCAAUUAAAAAAGAUUCAUCCGCCAAGAAUGGAGACCAAUCAAAUGUUAAAUCAAAAUCAAAAAGUUCAUUAUCUUUUAAAAACUCGGACGACUCUGAAAAAAUGGAUUUGAAAUUAAUGAGGACAUCUCAAACUCUUGAAAAAAGAAAAGACAAUAAUAGUCAUCUAAGACUGACACAAAAUUUACAGUCAAGUAAAAGUAGUACAAGAUAUUCUCUUAAAUCCUCUAAAAGUGUCCCAACCAAUGAAGGUUUCUUCCCGACAUCCAAAUCAAAUGUUAAUAAUUCUAAAAUAUCAUCAAAAAGUAUUUUAACAACAAAAUCAUUAAUUGAACCUGUAAAACCAUCAAGCAGUAAAAAUACUAAAAGUAGUAUUAGAAAAAUACAGAGUAAUUAUUCAGAAAAGAGAGGACUGAGUACAAUAUUCAUACCACAGUCACUUACAAGUAAAAUUAAUACCAAAUCAUCUAAUAAAAGUAUUAACUCAAUAUCAAAAGAAGAAGAAAAAGUUAGAACACGUUCAAAUUCAUCAGAAACAACUGAAUCGAAACUGAAGACUAGACAACGUAGAUUGUCUAGAAUAUUAAGUCCAGAUGAAGUAAAAAUAUUACAUUCUGCUACUAGUAGAUCAAAUUCCAUACAGAAGACAGACCAAAGUAAGAAAGAAAAAAUAGAAGUUCAGGCAGAUGAUAAAUAUAAUUACGAAGAUGAUUUUGAGGAUUAUGAAUCUGAUUUUCAAGAAUGCACAGACAGUGAAACAUCUGAAGUUAGUGAAGAAACAAAUGUUACUCAUACUAAUGUACCAUUGGAUCCAAUUGAAUUGCAUACUGCAAAACAACGCAAAAUUGUGAAUAGUGGUGAACAGAAAGAGGAAGAACAUAUGUAUGAUUCUGGUCAUUAUGAGCUUACAGAAGCAAGGAAGAGAGCAGCAAGAAUAGAAUCAAUUGCAAAUGAUCCAAAGCUAUCUUCUCUUCUUGAGAUAAAGCAACCAGUUAAUAAAUCAUAUAGCGAGGAUAGAUCAGAAAAUAAAUCAUUGCCAUUAUCUACUGAUGAAGGAUUCGAAGAUAGUCGUUCUGGUGAUUUCGCAAAAUCACCACCACUCUCGCAAAUUUCGUUUAUCGAUUUUCGUCGAGCUAAGGAAGAACAAAAACCAAAGAAGGACAAAAAGAAAUCCAAGAAAAGCUUAAAUAGAGGUGAAAGGUUAUUAGAAAUGAUAAAAUUAGAUGUUAUGGAGUGGUCUCUUUUGGAAUGUUCACCUAUACCAUAUGAAGAAUUUAUUAGAAAUUAUGGAAAAUUAAAUACCCAACAAAUAUCCAUGCAAACUGGUGAAGAUAAUAUUGAUAUAGAAACACAAACGGAGGAAAUAAUAUUUAGAAACAAAUGGACUCAAUUUCCAAUAACUUGUAAAAAAAAUUUACAAACCAAGGAAGAUUUAGACUUAUUUCGUAUGGAUCAAAUUGGAGUUGGUAGUGAUAAUAAUAUAGAAACUAUGAACUCUUUGUUAUCACAAUCCUUUGAUGUAUUGCGAUUAAAUGACUUUAUGAACCGCGCAGGCAAAGUAAUGUUAUCAUUACUGGAGGAAAGACGAUCUGGUGGUAAUGUAUUUAAAAACGAGGAAGAGAUAUCGUUCAGUGACGGUGUUGUUAAACUUUCUAUAAAUUCCAUAACAUUUCUGGCUGGUAGAGCGGUAACGAUAAUUCAUUAUUCAGAAGUCUUAAAUAAAAUUCUACUCACUAUUCAUUCUCCAGCUGAAGAAGAAAUUGAGACAUCCAGCAAACAAGAUUAUAUAACCGAUUGUUGUAUCGGAUGCGUUUGGAACAUUUCUGAACCAUCAAUGCCAAUUAAAUUAUUGUAUUCUACUUGUCCUAUUACAUCGUGCUGUUUUCAUUCAACUAAUUACAACGUCGUAUUUGCUGGACUUCAGGAUGGGUCGAUAAGCCUUUGGGAUUUAAAGGAAGAUGAAAUGUGGCAUGAGAAAGUAACAGAUAAAGCCAACAAUUUAGAUUGGACAAUACGAAUGCCUACAUAUACUACCGCACCAAUAGAAAUAAAUUAUACAGCAGAAAUUGUUGCAAUACGUAUAUUAUCUAAAAUUGAAGAAAAGUCAAUAGAACGACAUAAUACUAAAUUUGUACCAAUACAGAUAUGUAGUUUGAAUGAAAAUGGUUUGCUUGUUAUAUGGAGUGUUUUACAUAAGAUGGGCAAAAAUGUUGAUGAUAUAGGACUAUCAUUUUGGGGUAGUAUAAAACUUGUUAAAAAUCAAGAAAUCUUUUUACAAUCUCAUCAUAAAAAAAAAAAAACCAAUACUGCUACCUUCGUUGAUAUACAUGUGGAUUGUAUUGAUAGUAACAAUUUUUAUAUUAUAACUAACAGUAAUAAUAUUUUGCAUGGUACUUGUAUUGGUAACAAAGCUAAUCCUGCUGUAUAUACGAAAUUGGAUACUUAUUCAUAUGGAAAUGUAACUUGUAUAGAUACCUGUCCAUUUGAAUAUUCGUUUUUUCUGGUUGGCUGCGAUGAUGGAACAAUUCGAUUGCACUCUUUAAGUAUUGAAAAACCAAUUUUACAAUUAAAAGAUGAAGAUAAUACUUAUGUUAUUAAAUCGAUACAUUGGUCAAGAUCGAAACCAUUUACAUUUUUUGUACUAGACGAUAAAUCAUGUAUACAUAUAUGGGAUUUAAAUAAUAGUGAUAUAUAUCCUACAUAUAAAAUAAAUGUACAAAAUGGUGGAUAUAUAAAAAGUAUGCAAUUAUCAUACUGCAAAACAAAACGCGAUAUGUCUCAUCAAUACUUGGCGUUUGGUACAGAAUCUGGGCAUGUAGAAAUACACAAAUUAAAGGCGAAUUUUUAUCAUUCAAAAGAAGAAGAUUAUUUACAAGAAUUAAAUACUUUCAUGGGAUACGUAGCAACUUUAUAAGAUGAUAGAAACUGUUCAAAGGAAUUGAAAUUUUUUUUAUACUUCCAGUAAAUUGAAACGAUUUUUAUAUCCCUUAGAUAUACGUUUGUAUCUUCAAAGUAGAUGGUACAUAUUUAAAUAGUAUUUAAGGACAAUUAUAUGAUUAUAAUAUAUGUGUCCAGUAAAAAUUUUUUAAACUACAUCACUUUAACAAGCAAAGCUAGCAAUUUGUAUAAAACUGUUAUUAUUUAUUAUGCACGUUAUUCACCGUAAUGCACAAAAUCGAUGCCGUCCAUGAAUUGAAUACAAUUCAUAAUUUUAUAUUAUAAAAAUGUAUUUAAAUAAUAUGCUCGUAAUGAAAACCUU
Messenger RNA from Frieseomelitta varia, 3378 nucleotides. Its product is annotated as cytoplasmic dynein 2 intermediate chain 1. Gene Ontology annotation, molecular function: dynein light chain binding; dynein heavy chain binding. The transcript has 16 exons. Gene Ontology annotation, cellular component: cytoplasmic dynein complex. The coding region runs from base 106 to 3033 and encodes 975 amino acids. Lineage: Eukaryota; Metazoa; Arthropoda; Insecta; Hymenoptera; Apidae. The record is from RefSeq and is a predicted model, not a curated record. Gene Ontology annotation, biological process: intraciliary transport.